UAUGUAUUGCGGUUUAAAUAAUUUGGGUAACACAUGUUACAUGAAUUCUCUUCUUCAGACACUCUUUAUGACUCGUUAAUUUAGAGAAGCCCUAUUUAAAUGGAAAUAUGAUGAAACUAAGCAUCCUAAAAAAGAAGAUUGUAUUCCUUAUCAAUUAUAGUAUCUCUUCACUAAGAUGCAAGAAUGUUAUGAAAAUAGAGCUACAGAUGCUAGAAAUUUAGUAAGAUCAUUUUAAUGGGAUCCAUAAGAAUCAUUUGCAUAACAUGAUGUUUAAGAAUUUUGCAGAGUAUUAUUUGAUGCUAUCUAAUAAUCAGAUGAUUAAGAUUUCAUCACACGUUUAUAUCAAUCUCACUCAUAAUCAUAUGUCUAAUGUCUUAAAUGUUAACAAGAGAGUGUUUCAAAUGAAGUUUUCUUAGAUCUUUCACUUACUGUCAAAAGUGACUUUUUAAAUGUUUAUAAUGAGUCUUUAGAGAGAGCUCUAUAUUAUUAUAUUAAACCUGAGAAGUUGGAAGGCGAUAAUAAAUAUUUAUGUUAAAAUUGUUAGGAUAAAACAGAUGCUCUAAAAGGAUUUAGAUUAAAAGCACUUUCUGAUAUUCUUACUAUUCAAUUAAAUCGUUUUGAAUUAGAUUUAAAUACAUUUGAAAGAAAGAAGGUUAAUGAUUAUGUAUCUUUUCCUUUUGUUUUAGAUAUGAACAAUUUUCUUAAACCAUAUGAUUAAAUUCAUAUUGAAGAUCAUCCUGAUUUAUUAGAGGAAAGAGAGAAAUUAAAAUUAUAAUAUGAAUAAGAAAAAUUAUAAAGUUGUUUUAGUGAUCCUUUAAGAAGAAAAAAUAGAAAACCUUCUCCAGAUGAAAGAGUUUAAAAAGUUCAUUUUAAUGAUACUCCAUAAAUAGUACCAUCAGAUGAUAAAAUGUAAUUUAAAAAGUAAUUGUUAGAAGCACAUUAAGAAUUCUAAUCAAAGUUUUAAAGUUUUAAAUCUACAAAUAAUAAUAAUAAUAAUACUCAAACUUAAUUUACAUCUUAAACUAUACCAAAUAAUCCUAAUCUAAUUUUAACAGCUGAUGAAGCUUAUGAUAUUGAUAAUGAUAUAUUAUUUGGUGGUAAUCUCGAUAAUUUAGGUGAUUUAGGAGAAGGUACUACUGCUAAUACUGUUAAAACUAUAAAAGAAGUAUAAGGUGGUGCGAAAAUAAAAAACUCUGAUGAAAAAGAAAUAUAAGAAAGAAUUGAAAAUGAAUCUCAUAAUUUAUCAAUCAAAUAAAAAAUAUAAGAACUUCUAUAGAAUGGUCCAAAUAUCUAUGAAUUAUAUUCAGUAAUGAUUCAUUCAGGUGGAGCAUUAGGUGGACAUUAUUAUGCAUAUAUAAAAUCAUUUGAAGAUGGAGAUUGGUAUUGUUUUAAUGAUUCAACUGUCUCUAAAAUAUCUUGGAAAACAAUUUUAACAAUGUUUGGAGAUAAAUAUCCUAAAUAUAAUAUGGGUAGUAGUGCAUAUUUCUUAAUGUAUAGAAGAGCUGGUGAAGAAUUAAGUACAUAAAAACCUGAAAUUUAAGAACAUUUAAAAUAAGCUAUUGUUAAAGAAUUAUAAGAAUAAAAAGAAAAGGAAGAAAAAUGGGAAAGAGAAAAAAAAGAAAAAGAAAUGGAAUUAAAAAUUAGAUCAUUUUAUAAAAAUAAAGAUGCUGUUAUUAAAACAAGAAAGGAUACACUUUUAAAAGAUUUUAAAUUAUAAAUCAGGUAAGAAUUGAAUGUAUAAGAAGAUGAUGAAAAUACAAGAAUAAGAUUCUAUAAUCAUAUAGAUAAUAUUCCUUAAGAUACAUUCACAAAAAAAGAAAAUGAAACUCUUUAAGGAUUAUAUUUUAAUGAUUUUAAAUCUGUUCUUUUAGAAACUAAAGCUCCACAUGAAAUUUUUGAAGAUUAUGAUCCUCAUAUUAUGUUAAUAAAAUUAUGUGUUUGGAGAAAUGAUAUUGAAUCUUUAGAUGAAAACGAAUUGAAACCUAUUAAAUUUUUCAUUCGAGAUGAUAAAACUGUUGAUUAAUUUAUGGAUGUAAUAACUUAAAGAUUAGGAGUACCUAAAGAUAAAUAAAUAAUUCUUUAAAAGAAUUGGAUUAAUGGAGCUACUAAUUAUUCAUUUAGAAUAAAUUAAUAACAUUAAUUAGAAUAAACUCUUUAUGAUCUCAAAAUUGGUAGAAAUGUAACAUUAUAUUUGGAAGAACAAUAAGAAUAGUGUGGAUUACCAUUAAAUUGGGAUUAAAAGUUUGAAUGUGAAAAACAUAAAUGCAGAAUUACUUUUAAUGAUCCUAGAAAACAAUUAUUACCUUCAGAAUCUCCUGAUUAUUGUUUUGAAUUAUAAAUUGAUAAUAGAAGAACAAUGUAAGAAUUAAAAGAAAAAAUGAGUGAUUUUCUUGGUUUGGAUAUUGAUUCAUUUAUUGUUAAGAAAAGUAAUAGAUAUGGUGAAGAAAUUAAAGAUUUAACAACUACAAUAAAAAAUAAUUAAGCUAUUGGUCGUGCAGCAUUUUGUUUAAUGAUGGGUAAACCAUCAACUAAAGGUAUUUACAAAAUUAAAGUUGGAAUGGGAGGCUUAUCUCCUAAAUACUCGGAUACAAUUGAAUUUGAAUUAUAAGAUUUAUUUGAUAUGGAAAUCAACUCAGAAUGGUAUGUUAAAGAACUUAAAGAAAAGUUAUGUUAAAAAAUAUAGGAAUUGAAAUAAAUUGUAUUGUAACCUAAUCUUAUAAGAUUGAGAUAUAAAUUAAAUACAAAACUUAGUUAAGUUUAUCAUAAUGAUUAACUAUUAAAAAAUUUAAGAAUUUUUGAUAAUCAAACUCUCAUAAUUGAAAAAUUAGAAAAAGAAGAUGAAAUUAAAGAAAAUCAAUUAUUAGGAUAUGUAAGAUUUUAUAAUCCAAAAGAUUUUACUCUUUCAUUUCCUCCAUAAGAAAUUUUUUUAAAUAGUACUGAUACUAUGCAUGAUGUCUCAACUGUUAUUUCAAAUUUAUUCAAUAUUAAUUAGGAUGCAAUAGAAGCUAUUAAAAUUAAUAAUGUCUUUAGUUUUGCUAUAACUGAUUUAGUCACUGCAAGUUUUGAUUGGUAAUUACUUAAAUUCAACCAAAAUGUUGUAAAUAAAAGUCCAUGGUUUCUUUUGAAAGAUUCUUAUUAUCUUAUGUAUGUUUAUAUUAUAUAUACUUUAUUAGUGUGAGAGAUGCUCGAGAAGUUCCUAAAGAUAUGACUGAAUUGAGAUAAAAAGUAGAUGAGAUCCUUGCGAAAUCUUCUGAUCCUUCUAAAGUGUAAUAAAAAAUACCUUUGUAAUCUACUAAACCAAAAGAAAAAGCAUUAAAAAUAACAGUUGUUAAGUAAUGAAUAUUUAUAUUGUAGAAAAUAAGAUGAAUAAAAAUAAGAUGAAUUAUAAAAAUUAGUAGAGUAAAUAAAAUAAGAGGAGUAGGAGAAAUAAGAAAAUGAAACAUAAGAUGAAAAAUCAUUUAAAGUUGAUUAAUAAGAAGAAGCACAAAAACUUGAUUCAUAAGAGAAUACAAAUCAAAUAUAAAAAAAUGAAUAAUAAUAAGAUUGAG
Molecule: messenger RNA, 3548 nt
Organism: Paramecium sonneborni
Lineage: Eukaryota; Ciliophora; Oligohymenophorea; Peniculida; Parameciidae
Source: the annotation of a GenBank genome assembly